AUGGCCGAUCUGCUGCUCCAAACCCGUGCGGUUCCUACCCACUCGAAGCCCAAGUCUCCCGUCAAGUCGAACACGAAAGCGAAGCGUCCACCGAGCGUGUCCUCGUCGGCUCCAGCGGUCGUCAGUACGAUUCAAAAGGCCAUCAAGCAGGCCAAUGAUACUUGGUUAUGGUGCAAGGAUGGUUUGACAGAAGACCAGCGCCAAAAGGUUCAACAGUUGGAAGAAAGGAAACAUCAUUUGGGUCUGCGCAUGCAAAAUGCCGAGUCUCACGCGCAAUGGGAGGCUGCCGCGAAGGAACUUGACGUUCUCGAAGGAAACGACGAGUGGAAACGAGACGCAUCGUCGGGCGACUACAACCCCAAGUUGAUCAAGGAGCGUCUACAAGCCCUUGACGAAGCCCGCACCAAAUGCGACGUUCAUACCAUGAUGCACUUGAUACGCACUGCCCUGUCUCGAGAUCUUGGUGGCAUGGAUAACGUUGAUCUCUACCGACACUCAUACUCGGGAACGAAGCAUCUCAUCGAGCGCUACGUCGAGUCCACAAUACAUACAAUUGAGGCUGUUGUCACGCAAAGUCGACUUGACCAGAGUGUUGAGUAUCGCGACUUGCUUGAAGGCAUCCUAUUUGCUCGGCAGAGCUUUGGCCGCAGCGCAUUGCUCCUGUCAGGUGGUGGCACCUUUGGCAUGUCCCAUAUUGGCGUGUUGAAGGCCCUGUUUGAGGCACAGCUUCUGCCAAGGAUUAUUUCAGGUGCAAGCGCCGGAAGUAUUGUUUGCGCCGCCAUGUGCACGCGAACAGACGAGGAAAUCCCUCAGUUGAUCGAGGAGUUUCCCUACGGAGACCUUUCUGUAUUCGAGAGUCCCGAUGGCACGGACGGCGUUUGGAACAACUUGCGCCGUCUGCUCACCGAAGGGAGUUGGUCCGACAUCAAGCACCUUACUAGGGUCAUGAGAGGCUUGAUGGGUGACAUGACCUUUCAAGAGGCUUACAACCGAACACGCCGAAUCCUCAACAUUUGCGUCUCGACGGCCUCCAUGUAUGAGCUGCCGAGACUGCUCAACUACGUCACGGCUCCGAAUGUCAUGAUCUGGUCCGCUGUCGCCGCUUCAUGUUCGGUUCCUCUCGUCUUCAACGCGUCGCCUCUUCUCGUCAAAGAUCCCAUCACGGGCGAGCAUUUGCCAUGGAACCCAACUCCACAGCGCUGGAUUGAUGGCUCAGUGGACAAUGACUUGCCCAUGGCGCGCCUCUCGGAAAUGUUCAACGUGAAUCACUUUAUCGUUUCCCAAGUGAAUCCCCACGUCGUCCCCUUUCUUGCCAAGGAUGACCACUUGUCCCCUCAAAGAAAGCCGGAACGCCCCCAGCAAGUCAAUGCCGACGAGUUUGACUGGAUGUACACGUUGACAUCUCUAGCGAGGGACGAGGCGCUUCACCGACUUCACUUCCUGGCUGAGCUUGGCAUCAUGCCCAACCUUGCCACCAAAUUUCGCAGUGUCCUCAGCCAGAAGUAUUCUGGUGACAUCAACAUCCUACCCGAGAUGAGCAUCAACGACCUCCCACGCCUGAUGCGAAAUCCGUCGCCCGAGUUCAUGAUGCGAGCGUGUCUCGUGGGUGAGCGGGCGACCUGGCCCAAACUGAGCCGGAUACGAGACCGAUGCGCUAUUGAGCUGGCCUUGGAUCGCGCGGUGCAUAGACUCCGGGCCAGAGUCAUCUUUUCCGAGAGCCAGCGGGACCUGCGUCGCCUGAAUGUCACCAUGGGGAACAUUCCCCUCAAGAUCCCUCCCACAGCACAAGCAGGACAAGCGGCAGCGGCGUCUGCGGAGACAAAGAACCAGAAGCGACAUCGUCGGAAGUCUGGAAGCAGCCUCCUCGUGGCUCCCAGACAAUGGUUACUGGUCGACGAUGCCAUCACCGAUGACGAGACGGAACAAGAGGAACGACUCGAGAUGGAGUCCCGCCGAAGCCAGGUCGGAUCAUCUCUUUCGCAGCGCAAGCCUCGUCUGAAGAGAGCAUCUAGAAGCCAAGUUCACAUUCACACCCGAGCUACACUGGCAUCCUCAGUUCACGCCGAGGAAACCAACCCAGGCUUUAACUUUUCGAAGCCCAUAACUCCACCUUUGAAGGGGGUGGAUAACGAUACAGAGGUGGCAGUAGAUGAAGAGCCGGAGGAAGCAACUCCAGAACCUUGGUCUGCACCAGCAUGGCAGCCACGCACAAGCAUUUCACCGCCUGCUGAAGAAGCUGAAACAAGCGAAGCAUAUCAUUCCAGCGACGCCCACAGAGAUGACACGGACAUUAGUGAUCCCGAGCCAUACGACGUACAUCAAAUCUCAAACACUCCAAACAAAGCCCUCAGCGUAGAGAGUCGAGGACGUUACGGCCCAGAGGAGAGGGCAGGCUGGAUUCUCUGGGACUAG
This is a messenger RNA of Fusarium keratoplasticum, 2412 nucleotides long. RefSeq names its product Patatin-like phospholipase domain-containing protein. Gene Ontology annotation, molecular function: triacylglycerol lipase activity. Bases 1 to 2412 code for a protein of 803 amino acids. The transcript has 2 exons. The record is from RefSeq and is a predicted model, not a curated record. Lineage: Eukaryota; Fungi; Ascomycota; Sordariomycetes; Hypocreales; Nectriaceae. Gene Ontology annotation, biological process: lipid metabolic process.